AUGAGCCUGCCGCGGGGCGCGUGGGCCGAGGGCGCGCGGGAGCGCGGGGCGCCGGAGCCGGAGCCCGGCGGGUGCGGGUUGGGCGCGGGGUGGGUGGGCGUGUGCUGCGCCGCGCGCCUGCCCGCCGGCCCGGCGCGGUACCCGCUGCCCUCCGCACAGCAGCAGCAGGAGGAGGCGGCAGAGCCGGGGCGCGGAGCGGGCGGCGGGAGCAGCCCCGGAGGGGCAGCGGGGGGCGGGAGGCCGCGGGGCGGCGGCGGGCCCGGGCUGCGGGCGCAGGUGAGCGGCGUGCAGAAGCAGCGGCGGCUGGCGGCCAACGCGCGGGAGCGGCGGCGGAUGCACGGGCUCAACCACGCCUUCGACCAGCUGCGCAAUGUCAUCCCCUCCUUCAACAACGACAAGAAGCUCUCCAAGUACGAGACGCUGCAGAUGGCGCAGAUCUACAUCAGCGCCCUAGCCGAGCUGCUGCACAGCCCCGCGGGCACCCCUGACACCCCCGGCAAAGCCGAGCACCGCGGGGCUCCCUUCGAGCCGCCCUGCGCCGCCGGGGCAGGGCCGCCGCCGGCACCGCCGCCGGGGCCGGCCAGAGCCUCGCCUCCCGGGCACGGCAGGACUCGCUUUCCCCCGCCGCCGGCCGCUGGCGGGUACUCGGUGCAGCUCGACCCGCUGCACUUCCCCUCCUUUGGCGAGGGCGCCCUGAUGGGACAGAGAGCCCCUUCCCCCGCCCUCCUCAUGCCUCAACCGGGGCAGCCGCCGCAGGAGAGGAGCAAAACGUCGCCCCGGUCCCACAGGAGCGACGGGGAGUUCUCGCCCCGCUCCCACUACAGCGACUCGGACGAGGCCAGCUAG
Melopsittacus undulatus (budgerigar) is the source of this 846-nucleotide messenger RNA. It is a transcript of the gene ATOH1, whose product is annotated as atonal bHLH transcription factor 1. Gene Ontology annotation, biological process: positive regulation of transcription by RNA polymerase II; axon development; sensory organ development. NCBI's taxonomy places the organism in Eukaryota, Metazoa, Chordata, Aves, Psittaciformes, Psittaculidae. Gene Ontology annotation, cellular component: nucleus. The record is from RefSeq and is a predicted model, not a curated record. The transcript has a single exon. Gene Ontology annotation, molecular function: E-box binding; DNA-binding transcription factor activity, RNA polymerase II-specific; protein dimerization activity. The coding region runs from base 1 to 846 and encodes 281 amino acids.